Molecule: messenger RNA, 1230 nt
Organism: Metopolophium dirhodum (rose-grain aphid)
Lineage: Eukaryota; Metazoa; Arthropoda; Insecta; Hemiptera; Aphididae
Product: 7SK snRNA methylphosphate capping enzyme-like
Exons: 4
Coding region: 156-1016 (286 amino acids)
Biological process (GO): snRNA modification
Molecular function (GO): snRNA binding; RNA methyltransferase activity; O-methyltransferase activity
Source: RefSeq, a predicted model, not a curated record
GGUUGUUUUCAAAUAUCAUGUUGUUGUGCACGAGUGAUAUGCAUUACCCAAACCACGAACUAUUAACCAAGACUGCUUGUGCCUAAUCCGCAAACGGCCCAUAACUCAAUACCCACCGGCCGUUAUUCCCACAUGUCCUACUAAGUCCGGUUGUUAUGCCUAAACUAAAGUUGAAAGAUAAAAAAGCAUCGUGUCAAUAUGGAAAUUAUUGCAGAUAUUAUGGUUAUCGUAAUCCAGAUAAUGAAGACAAUAGACUGAAAGUUUUAGCUGAACGCCCGGAUUUAUUUAACAACAAGGACGUGUUGGACAUUGGCUGUAAUAUCGGUCAUGUUACUUUUAGCGUUGCUAGAGAUUUUGGUGCAAAGUCAGUUGUAGGAAUGGACAUUGAUCGUAAACUAAUUAAUAUUGCACGCAAAAAUGUACAGUAUUACAUUAACGAUACAGCGCAGUCUUCCUCACACCUGUCACCAAAAAAAGAUUUUGAUUUAAGAAAUCGUAAUGAUUCAAACUGUGAUAAUGUAACCGAAUUAUUACCUAUGCAGCAUUGUCCUACUAAAUCAGUUAGUAAUACAUUGUAUGAACAAUUUCCUUUCAAUGUCUCUUUUGUGCAGGGAAAUUAUGUAUUAGAAUCUGAUCUUUUACUUUCAUUAGAAACGUGUAAGUUCGACGUUAUUCUCUGUUUAAGUAUUACCAAAUGGCUUCACUUGAACUGGGGUGAUGACGGUUUGAAACGAGCAUUUAAACGCAUGUUUGCACAGUUGCGACCUGGUGGAAUACUUGUGGUGGAGCCUCAGCCAUGGAAAUCUUAUGGUCGCAGGAAAACAUUGACGGAAACCAUUUGUCAAAAUUACAAAAACAUUCUGCUGAAACCUCCAAUGUUUACAGACUAUCUGUUGAACGAAGUUGGUUUUGCCAACUGUGAAACUCUUUCAAUGCCUCAUAAUCCAUCCAAAGGGUUUCAGCGUCCGCUCAAGUUAUAUAGAAAACCUGACAUAUUGGUAACUAGCAAAGACUAAGGUAUAUUAUCUUAGCCAUUGGUAACUAGAAACAAAUCAAUUUGUGUAAUAGUUCAACUAAAUGAUACCCAAAAAUCAUAAAUAUGUUAUUGAAAUACUCACUUUAUUUGUUUAAGGCAAUUGGAGUCUUAAAUAUGUAGGUUUUUGUUCUUAUUAUUGUAAUUUAGCAAUUGAACCACGAGUAUAAUAAAUUAUAUACCACAUUUACAUAUUA